Molecule: messenger RNA, 2787 nt
Organism: Mixia osmundae IAM 14324
Lineage: Eukaryota; Fungi; Basidiomycota; Mixiomycetes; Mixiales; Mixiaceae
Exons: 3
Coding region: 1-2787 (928 amino acids)
Cellular component (GO): nucleus
Molecular function (GO): RNA helicase activity; RNA binding; ATP binding
Source: RefSeq, a predicted model, not a curated record
AUGGCCCGUGCGGCAUCAAAGACCGACAGACCUCUCAAAAAGAUGAAGACACGACACGACAAGCCAGGAAAGCGUGCAGCGUCAUCAGAUGACGGAGAUUCACAGGUCGAAGAAGUCUCUGCGACAUUUGCAGCCGGCCAGCAGCGGCCGCACUCGCCGUUGCAUUCGCUCGCGACCCUCGACGGUGGCAUAGAAGACGACGAUGACUUUGUGCAAGCCCUCAUGGGAAAGCAAAACGCGAAAGCCAGCGCACAAGUUGGCAAAGCACUCAAGAUUCCCCAAAUUAAGAAAGCACCUGGCCAAGGUUCUUUUCAGAGCAUGGGCAUUCAGCCGAACUUGCUCAAGACCAUCUUGAUGCGAGGCUUCCACACGCCAACGCCUAUUCAACGCGCUGCCCUGCCGUCUAUUCUGGCUACGCCGCCUCGCGAUCUCGUCGGUAUGGCGCGUACGGGCUCAGGCAAGACACUGGCCUAUAUGAUACCACUGAUACAGCGCUUGGGCGGUCAGCACAGCCAGAAAUUCGGCGCUCGAGCGUUGGUCAUGGUGCCAACACGUGAGCUUGCGCUUCAGGUACUCAAAGUCGGCAAGGAUCUAUCGAGAGGCCUUAAGGAAGGCGACAGUGAAACGCUCCGAUGGGGACUUAUUAUCGGAGGAGAUGGACUGGAAGAGCAAUUUGGCUUGAUGGCUUCGAACCCGGAUGUCAUCAUCGCCACGCCGGGUCGGUUGCUUCAUCUGAUCGUCGAGAUGGAUCUCGAUAUGAGCUCGGUCGCUUAUGCUGUGUUCGACGAGGCUGACCGACUGUUCGAGAUGGGUUUUGCGACUCAGCUACACGAAAUUCUGCAUCGCCUGCCGCCGAGCAGACAGACUUUGCUCUUUUCGGCCACAUUGCCCACAUCGCUUGUCGAAUUUGCGAGGGCAGGACUACAGAACCCUAAACUUGUCAGACUGGACGCGGACACAAAGAUCAGCUCCGAUCUGCAGAUGGCAAUGCUGUCCGUCAAACCAACAGAGAAAGAAGCUGCUUUACUAUUGCUCUUGCGAGAUGUCAUCGGUGUACCUCAGUCACUGAAUCGACAGAAUGUUACAGACAUGUCCACAAGGCCAAAGGACAAGACUGCCAACAAGAAGCGUAAAUUCGAGACAGGCAAAGGCAAGGUCGAGCUCGCACCGCAUCAGACGUUGGUUUUCGUGGCCACAAAGCAUCACGUAGAAUACAUCUCAAUGCUUUUGCUUGAAGCCGGAUAUGCCGUCGCUUCAAUCUAUGGUUCCAUGGACCAGGAAGCCAGGCGAGGUCAGCUGAACAACUUUCGGGCAGGCCGAUCGAACGUCCUCGUCGUCACUGAUCUGGCUGCUCGAGGUAUCGAUAUUCCCAUUCUUGAAAACGUCGUCAAUUACGAUUUCCCGGCCGGCGCGCGCAACUUUAUACAUCGUGUUGGACGUACAGCCCGAGCUGGGAGACCUGGCUGGGCAUACUCGCUUGUGACAACCACCGAGCUGCCCUUCCUGCUCGAUCUGGAGCUCUUCCUCGGUCGUCCUAUCGCGGCUUGUCCUCUCAAGCAAACCAGUGCCGAGCGUAUCGACUAUUCCAGCCAGCUCGUGCUAGGUACAUUGCCCCGCGACCGAUUGGACCAAGAAGUCGAGCAUCUUGCUAGCGUUCUGCUGGGGCCAUCUGUCACUUUGCAGACGCUAAAGAACGUUGCUCGCAAGGGCCAGAGAAUGUACGAGAAGAGUCAGCCUAAAGCAAGUGCUGCGAGUCACCGGCGAGCAAAGGACAUGAGCCAGCUCGGUGACGGUCUCGCAGGGGCGGCAAAAGAAGCAGCGUCUAUGCAUCCUGUCUUCCGCGUAAGCGAUGCCGGCUCUGCGCAGGCUGAUGAAGCUGCCAGCCGAUCGUCAUUGCUCGCUGCACUGACAUCUUUCAGACCUGCCGAGACCGUGUUCGAGAUUGGCAGCAGAGGGAAGACGCCCGCGGCUCAGCUGAUGAGGCAGAGAAGGCAAACUUUGGGCAAAUCACUAGCACGACGGGCAGAGCAAGACGCACAGGCCGGCGCGUUGGAGGAAGAAGAGGACGAUGCGAUUGACGUUGAAGAUUCUGCGCCUACUCAGCCCGCAGCAGACGAAGCCAUGAUCGAGGACGUCUUCGAGACUGCACCUGAGAAGGGAAAGAGCGCGUAUGCCGAUCCAUCCUUCUACAUGGGCUAUACUCAGGCAGGAGCCGCCGAUGAGCGAGGAUAUUCUAUGCGCGAAGAGCCUGGUAAUUUUGCAGCCCAGGCAAGAGGUGUGACAUUCGACAUCGUCGACGAUGAGGCAAAUCCGAUGGCCCCCCAGCGAGCGAGCAUGCUCCGAUGGGAUCGCAAGAAUCGGAAGUUUGUAAAAGGAGACGGAACUGGCAGCGACAACCAGAAGCUAGUAAAGACAGAGAGCGGUGUCCGCUUGCCCGCGAGCUUCAAGGCAGGGCAUUACGAUGAUUGGCGAAGGAAGCAGAAGACUUCUCUACCUCGUGUGGGUGAUCAGGAGCUGCCUUCUCGCAAUAUGGGAGGUGCGAUGCGCUACCGACACAAAGCUGGGCCUGCUAAGGAGGAUUCGAGCGCUAAUGACAAUGCACGACCGUACAAAGGCAAGAAGCGCUUCGACGUCAAGUCUGACACCAAGACGAAGUCCUCCGGCAACCGACGAGCAGGGCAUCAGAAUGCGGGCAAGCUGAAGACCCCCGAUCAGAUCCGCAAAGAAAGGGUGCAGAAGGAGAACCGCAAGCGACGUUCAACUCAGCCGAGCAAGAAGAAGCGCUGA